Molecule: messenger RNA, 1273 nt
Organism: Brachypodium distachyon (stiff brome)
Lineage: Eukaryota; Viridiplantae; Streptophyta; Magnoliopsida; Poales; Poaceae
Product: GDSL esterase/lipase At1g58430
Exons: 3
Coding region: 188-1228 (346 amino acids)
Biological process (GO): lipid metabolic process
Molecular function (GO): lipase activity
Source: RefSeq, a predicted model, not a curated record
GAGUCAAGGAUAAGGCAUAUUUCAUGCAAGAAAAUGCUGCAGACUGAUAUCCAGAAAUAUAUGCAUUAGAUACAAAAAAGAAUCAGCUGGAUGUUUCCCAAAUUUAUCAAUCAUUGAUGACCUCCUGCAAUAUAAUAAGGUUAAGGACUAGUUGCAGAGGAUUAAAACCCAGGCAAGCAUUUCUCUGAUGGCACACCCUCUUCUUCUCCUACUGCUCCUCCUUGCUUCCACAACCAUUUCUUCAUCCAAGAGAAUUCAAUCAAAGUUCUCGGCUAUCUUCUACUUUGGAGACUCUGUUCUUGACACCGGCAAUAACAAUCAUAUCCCGACUUUGGCUGUGGGAAACCAUUUCCCUUAUGGGAGGGACUUCCCAGGAAGCAAGCCGACAGGGAGGUUCUCAAAUGGCCGGCUUGUUCCAGACCUCCUCAAUGAGAAGCUGCAGCUCAAGGAAUUCUCACCACCGUUCCUGAAGGCGGGGCUGUCCAAUGAUGAUAUCAUGACAGGGGUGAACUUUGCAUCGGCUGGCUCAGGGUUUGAUGAAAGGACGUCGCGACUGUCAAAUACUCUGCCACUGUCGACGCAGGUGAACCUUUUCAAGGACUACCUCCUCCGGCUCAGGAACAUUGUUGGGGACAAAGAGGCCUCAAGGAUUAUUGCCAACUCUCUGAUAUUUAUCAGCUCAGGAACCAAUGAUUUCACACGUUACUACCGUUCAUCAAAGAGAAAGAUGGACAUUGGUGAAUACCAAGAUGCGGUGCUCCAGAUGGCACACGCUAGCAUCAAGGAGCUGUAUAACCUUGGGGGGCGAAAAUUCAGCUUGGCAGGCCUUCCUCCUUUUGGCUGCACACCCAUUCAGAUCACAUUAAGUGGAGACCCUGAGAGGACAUGUGUGGAUGAGCAAAACAGUGAUGCCCGGGUCUACAACUCCAAACUUGAGAAGUUGCUUCCUACAUUACAAGGCUCACUCUACGGAAGCAAAAUUGUAUACUUGGACGCAUACGAAGCUCUCAUGGAGAUCCUUGGCAACCCUGUUAAAUAUGGAUUUACAGAGACAACGCAAGGAUGUUGUGGAACUGGGCUCACAGAGGUCGGAAUACUUUGCAAUGCAUUUACUCCUACAUGCGAGAAUGCGUCAUCUUAUGUAUUUUACGAUGCUGUGCACCCAACAGAGAGGGUUUAUAGGAUAGCAACAGAUUACAUACUGAAAAAUGUUAUUCCACGAUUUUAAUGAAUAAGAUGCUCAAAUAAGAAUUUUUUUUCCUUCUUGCAAUAA